This is a messenger RNA of Scophthalmus maximus (turbot), 753 nucleotides long. It is a transcript of the gene myl7, whose product is annotated as myosin, light chain 7, regulatory. Gene Ontology annotation, cellular component: myofibril; cytoplasm. Gene Ontology annotation, biological process: heart contraction; cardiac muscle tissue development. The record is from RefSeq and is a predicted model, not a curated record. The transcript is spliced from 7 exons. Lineage: Eukaryota; Metazoa; Chordata; Actinopteri; Pleuronectiformes; Scophthalmidae. The coding region runs from base 60 to 578 and encodes 172 amino acids. Gene Ontology annotation, molecular function: calcium ion binding.
ACAUAAAACCCACCCCAGCAUCGCACCUUGGCUGGCAGUCCACACACGAUCACUCAGACAUGGCGAGUAAGAAGGCCUCCAAUAAGAGACAAAGGGGAGGACAGAAGUCUUGCUCCAAUGUCUUCUCCAUGUUCGAGCAGAACCAGAUACAGGAGUUCAAGGAGGCUUUUGGCUGUAUUGACCAAGAUAGAGACGGUGUUAUCAAAAAACAAGACUUGAAGGAGACCUAUGGACAACUUGGGAAGCUUAAUGUCCAAGACGAGGAGUUGGAUGAGAUGCUGAAUGAGGGGAAGGGGCCCAUCAACUUCACCGUGUUCCUGACUCUUUUUGGGGAGAAACUCAACGGUACCGAUCCUGAAGACACCAUACUUGCUGCCUUCAAACUUUUUGAUCCCAAUGCGACCGGCUUUGUGAACAAGGACGAGUUUAAGCGUUUGCUGAUGAACCAGGCUGAUAAAUUUACAGCUGAAGAGGUGGAUCAGGCCUUCUCUCUCGCUCCCAUUGACCCGACCGGCAACAUCGACUACAAGUCGCUCUGCUACAUCAUCACACAUGGAGACGAGAAGGAAGAAUCCUAAUAAGUACAGUUGGCAGGUCACACAGGUCAUCUAAACCUGCUCUUCUUUUCUUUCUUUUUUUACAUUGGCUGGUUUACAUUCAGAAAUAUUAAUGUUUGGUGGAAUAAUAUUGGAAUACCUGAUUCAUUCAAACCCAACUGUUCUACAGUAAUAAAAAUAUAUCCUCAAAAUCGUA